Molecule: messenger RNA, 2298 nt
Organism: Lytechinus variegatus (green sea urchin)
Lineage: Eukaryota; Metazoa; Echinodermata; Echinoidea; Temnopleuroida; Toxopneustidae
Product: protein PERCC1-like
Exons: 2
Coding region: 1022-1987 (321 amino acids)
Source: RefSeq, a predicted model, not a curated record
CGGUGCCGGGUGCUGGUAUACAUCGUGGUAUACAGACUUGAAAGGUGCGCGCGGCGCCACUUUACAUAAAAUUUCAUUGGUGUUGGUUGUCGUCUGCUGAUAUCUCCAAAAGUCAUAAUCUUUCGUCAGUUCCAGUGUAGUUCGGUAUAAAAUUACAGUUGCUAGAAUAAUAAAGACCUACUUCUACCGGACUAAUAACCACUUUCGAAGACUUCCAACUGCCGUUUGGUAAAAAUAUCCACUGGGACGAUUUAGACGAGUUUCCACCGCAACUGAGUCAUUAAAUCACUUUCGCAAGAGUUGGGCUCCCAGACAACCAGCGGCAGCGCGUGCCGAAGAUACGGGGUUGCCGCCCGCCUAGCUUAGGCAUUCGAGUUCAGAUUUCAACUGCAAGAGGAUUCCGAUAUCUUCAUUGAUCAAUACACCCGAAAUGGAAUCUCUUCAUAUUUUUGGUCACCGAGGAAGAUUAUGAUCAUGAGGAGGUAUAGGGGAACGCCCGGGACAUUAUGACUGCAUCAUUUAGUGGAAGACUGUCGUCAUCUGUUGCCUAGCAACGCAACAUCACUUGUCGAUCACGUGAUCGGAUCGUGUAUCUUCUUGAGCAUUCACUUGAGGUUCUUAACUGAAACAGUGUUUUCACUUUCGACAAAGAAGAAAAAUAAAAAGAAAACACAACAUUCGAGGGGAAUCACUGAAUUCCCGGCAACAUAUCGAGUGUUGUCACUUUGAUCAAGCGUCCGACCAGACACAAAUGACAGGUGAUGCUGUGGAUUGUCUGCCAAACGGUUUCUGCUCCAAAUAUGGAAUUAAAUAAAAAUGAAUGAUUAAUGAGAAAGUGUUAGUGUUGUACAUCGAAAGGAACUUCUAAUCUUUGGAGCAUGAAAUAAGCUUGGGGAUAUGAUCAUACUUUAUUGACGGAUGUGUUUUUUUUGAUAGGCCUAUCUGUUUUGCAUUUACUUGAUCUUGCCAUUCUAAAGAACUGCAUCUUAAUCUGUGCUUUGUUCAAGAUUUAAUCGCAAUUAUGGCAAUGAUGAAUUAUCAGAUGGCCCCGGCCUAUCCGCACUCGAUGCAGAACUACAUGGAUUACCCCAUGACCAACCCACACAUUCACACCCCACUCAUACAUCCAAUCCAAAACCACCACUUUCACAAUCCUCCACACAUCAACAAUCAAUCCAGUAUGCAUUUUAUUCAGGAUGAAUACUAUGUUGAGGAUAGCGACGACGAAUCGAACUUCACUUCGGAAGACUACGAAGAUGACCGAAUGAGUGACGAGCUCUCCGAGAGGGAGCCGAGCGCCGUCGAUCAGUUGUUGGAUUUCGCAGAGACGGCAAGUUCGGACAUACAGAAAUUUUUCGGCAAGAAGCGGGUUUUGGAUGAACCGGAAUUGAUUGCGGAUUGCAACAAGAAGGUUCGGUUAUCAGGACGUGAAUUGUACUAUGCUGAUUUGCUAAGAGUUGCUCAACAGGGCGAUUCGGCCGACCCUUGUAAAGACACAUCCGAACCGAACCGAAUCGUUCGGUACGGAGAUGACGAAAGCAGUCCGGAUUUAACGGCAACCCUUUCUCCCAAAUCAAUCGAUAGUAAUGGUUUGGGUCCCUUGGAAGAACUGUUCAACUACGCAGAAAGGAACAUGUGUUACAAUAGCCCUAUGCUUCCAAUGUAUGGAUAUUCUGCUCAAAACAGUUCAUGGAUGCCGCCGACAGGCAACGCAAACGAUUCAACUUUGGGCGGGAAACUUUCCGUUACUCCGUGGCGAAAGCGCGCCAUGCCGAAAAGUUUCUUCACCGAGCCCGCGCCAUCGUCAGCUUCGCGUGUCGAGGUCGAUCAGCGAUUCGCAGGGUUGUGCUUACCACUGGACUCGAUGGGUGCUGGAUCGGUUGCUAGUAGCAACCACCACGAAGCUCCUGAUUUUAGUGAUUUGAUGGCGACCAUGGAGUCCGACGAUGACCACGGCUUGCCGAGGGUUACGACAGUCCAUGGCUAACAGUUUUGUACAGAAUAAUAAAACUUAAAGAGCUUCGUACAAUCAAUGUAAUCUCUUUAUGAAAUUUUCAAUAUAUUCGAGGAAAAUAUGAUAUAUCAUACCUGACAUUUCUAGCAUUAUCAGUUUCAAAAUAUCUUGUAAUCUUGGUGAUUAUAAAAGCACUGCAAUACGAAAUUGAUUAGACAAAAUAAUUUAGACAUUAAACAUUUUAGAAUGGUGGUCACUUCAUGUACCUUUACAUUUAUUAUACAGAUAUCCAUAAUCAGAAUUCUAUUAGGGUUCUCAGGGGCGGAUCUAGGAUUUUCCAAUAG